This is a messenger RNA of Pleurotus ostreatus (oyster mushroom), 1080 nucleotides long. RefSeq lists its product as uncharacterized. The record is from RefSeq and is a predicted model, not a curated record. Gene Ontology annotation, biological process: lipid storage; lipid droplet organization. The coding region runs from base 1 to 1080 and encodes 359 amino acids. Gene Ontology annotation, cellular component: endoplasmic reticulum membrane. The transcript is spliced from 5 exons. Lineage: Eukaryota; Fungi; Basidiomycota; Agaricomycetes; Agaricales; Pleurotaceae.
AUGGCCAGCGUGACCGACCCCUCCUCCUCACGACAACGAGCGACGAGCGACGAGCCUCCGCCACGAAGGGGAAUUGUGUCAACGAUACUCUACGCGCCCCUGCGACUGUUGUUCGCACUGCUUUACCGGGCAGCAGCCUUCCUACAGCCCUAUGCAUCUCAAAUAAUACCAAUAUUCAUCUGCCUCCUCCUCGUACCCCUUGUCAUCUCCCUGUCACUCUACGCGGGGUGGGUCGUAUGGCGGAGUGUUCCAGUGGCAUGGCAGGUGCCUAUCGACUUCCAAUACGGCGACGGUGCCUCGCCCUAUAGCCAAGCUACUAUAGCUGGUGUCGCUUCUCACCAGCCGUACGAUAUCUCUCUCCGACUCUCUGUGCCGGCUACAGAAGCAAACUUUGGCCUGGGGAAUUUCAUGGCUGCCUUAGAGCUAACAACGCCGUCCAACAAAAGUAUAGCUUCUGUACGCCGAUCUGCCAUCAUUUUGCCCUCUUCAUCGACUACUCUCUUCAUCUUUUCCACUCCGCGCAAACUCAUCGACCUUAAAAUACCACUUCUAGACUCAUUUUCUUUCGGGACUUCCAAGGCCAUGGCGCGUGUUGAAGUUGGUCGCCGUGAUCUGUGGAAAACGCUUGGUAGAGGUGAAGGACGCGAGCUGAGUGUUUAUUCCGCGAGCUUGGUCGGAAGUGUGCGGCAUAGCGGUAUCAAGGGUCUAGUGUCUCGAUUCCCGUUAUUGUCUGCAGUCGUCGCGUCCAUGAUUUUCCUGUUCGUAUGCCUCCUUGUCGUGACUUCCUGCAUUCUUCCGACAGUGUUUGCUAAUGAUGGCGAAUACACGAAUACGCCACAUGAGUUGCCUCCUCCGAAGCCUGAUCUUGACCCAAGUUCUGGAGGCGAUGAGAAGCCACCAAAGCCACGGAGACGUUCUCGGGGAGCCAGGAGCUCUAUGCGACGGGUGGCUGUGAAGCGUGAGGGAUUCGAAGAAGACGUACAAUUGGUACCCUCAAGCUCUGGUCAACGAACCUCUUCGCCACCUUUAAGAAGGCGCCGAUCACGGGUAGAAGGAGGCCUGUCCGAUUCGGAUGUGUAG